AUGUUUAUUAACUAAUCAUUAAUCUUAAUUUUGCUCUCAUUUAAAUCAUUAUGUUAAUUUGUUUAUCUUAGGCUUUCUUUCUUCCUAUAGUUCUUAUAGCCUCGGCAGAAGAAGUGUUAAAAAUGCCGACUUUGGAAAUUAACCUAGAUGUUUCAGCUAAAUCGAAAGUUUUCCUCAAACUUCGAAUCAGAACUUGUAUUUAGCACCCUGAUAAGGGCCUUUGUUGUAAAGUCUCCUCAAAGUGCCAAGUUGUGGAACAGCUGUCGCGUUUGGGUUCUGGCCCCAACUGCAGUUUCUCCUAUCGAUUGGCUAUAUAGGCGCUGCGAAUGUUCAGUUUAAAGUCAGUUCAGAUCGAGCUGAGUUUAGCGAGUUUCUGCAGAAUGAAAUUCUCUCUGAUCCUGGCUGGCCUGGCUUUCUUUGUGGCCCACACUGGGGCACAGGCGAAGGUCUGUCGCGGUGGUGUUGCAGAUAGCCAACCAGCUUGCAUAGGCGGCAAAAGCGAAGGAUACUCCAAUGAGACCGUCUGCUACGGCAAUGCCAACAUCUAUAUGUGGUGGUACGAUACCAGGAGCCGAACCUGCAGGAGACUCUCCUACAACGGCUGCGGUGGCAACAAGAAUCGCUUCUGCACCAAAAGCCUUUGCAAGAGCAAGUGCAGGCGGAACGAAAGGGCAGCAGUGCAAGGGGUCCAGUAACUGAAUACGAAAUAUGGAAUUGAUUCGCUUCGUUCUACUCUCAAUUCCAAUUCCAAUUUCCUGGAAAUGAAAGGAAUUUUUUUUUGUUAGGGUAUCUUCAGGCAGGCUUUAUAGUUUAUUGUUUUUGUCAUACACAAAUUUCACAUUUGAUUAAAUUAUUAAUUGAACGCUUAAGAU
Drosophila novamexicana is the source of this 872-nucleotide messenger RNA. Its product is annotated as papilin-like. Gene Ontology annotation, molecular function: serine-type endopeptidase inhibitor activity. The transcript is spliced from 3 exons. The record is from RefSeq and is a predicted model, not a curated record. NCBI's taxonomy places the organism in Eukaryota, Metazoa, Arthropoda, Insecta, Diptera, Drosophilidae. Bases 327 to 695 code for a protein of 122 amino acids.